Molecule: messenger RNA, 202 nt
Organism: Dentiscutata heterogama
Lineage: Eukaryota; Fungi; Glomeromycota; Glomeromycetes; Diversisporales; Gigasporaceae
Source: the annotation of a GenBank genome assembly
CUGGCAAAACUCAAGGACCUGUUGGUGUUCAACACCCAUCACCUGAUAAUAUUCCUCAUGCAACUGCUAUCGCUGCAACUACUCAUAAUUCUUCACCUGUAAAGGAGAGUUCCUUAGUACAUGAAGCGGAACUGAAUGAUGAAAAAACUGUGGAUUCUGACGCACAACCAGCUGAUCUAAAUACUACAUCUACUCCUUCUAC